UCUCUCUCUCUCUCUCUCUCUCUCUCUCUCUCUCUCACCCAGCGACCUUCAGACAGAAGUCCCGUUCGAGUUUGUGAUGUCACUCUCCGCAGUAACUUCCACCGUCGGCGUUCUCGAGCUCCCUUGUUCCCGUCUAUCACCAACCUCAACCAAUCAAAUCAAGUUCCUCACUAUCUUAGCCAAAAGACAACCUAGAAGAAGAAGACGCGACCUCUCCUCCUUCACCCCCUUACUUAUCCACUCAAAUCAUCAUCAUCUCCUUCACGGUCCCUCCAAACCCAAGCCCAAAUCCAUUUUUCAUCGUCCCCACUGUAGUGGAGAAGCUGAACACUCCGACACCACUGAAACAAGUUCUAAAACUUCUGUUGAUGAUAAUGAAGAAGCGAGGAGAAGCGAAAGCUAUGUAGCCCUGUUCGUACGAAUGCUCGGUUUAGACAACGACCCUCUCGACAGAGAACAAGCCGUAGAAGCGCUGUGGAAGUACUCUCUAGGCGGGAAGAAAUGCGUCGACGCGAUAAUGCGGUUUCACGGCUGUUUGAACCUCGUCGUCGCUCUUCUCAAGUCCGAGUCCAGCUCCGCCUGCGAAGCUGCUUCAGGGCUGCUACGGUCUAUCGCUUCCGUGAAUCUGUACAGAGAGCUGGUCGCUGAGAGUGGAGCGUUGGAGGAGUUAACCGCUUUACUGAGCAGACCUUCUUUAGCUACAGUGGUGAAAGAACAAGGGAUAUGUGCUCUGUGGAAUCUGACUGUGGAUGAAGGAGUUAGAGAGAAAGUUGCAGACUUUGAUGUCCUUAAGCUGCUCAUUGGUUUCCUUGAAGAUGAUGAUGUUAAUGUUAAGGAAGCAGCUGGUGGCGUCUUGGCUAAUCUUGCACUUAGCAGAAACAACCAUAAGGUUAUGGUUGAAGUAGGAGUCAUACCUAAACUGACGAAACUGUUGAAAGGCGAUAACAAAGGGUCUAAAGUGAUUAGAAAAGAAGCGAGGAAUGUGCUUUUGGAGCUAGCUAAAGAUGAGUACUACAGGAUUCUUGUUAUUGAGGAAGGUGUUGUGCCUAUUCCCAUUAUUGGUGCAGAUGCUUACAAGUCGUUCAGACCGGAUCUUUAUUCCUGGCCUAGCUUACCUGACGGUAUCAAGAUCGAGCAAACGGCAAAAGCUCCUUCUAGGUUCGGUGCAUCUGAGCUGCUCCUUGGUUUAAACGUUGACGAGAACGUCGACGAAGUGGAUGAAGCCAAAAUGAAAGCGAUUGUUGGGAGGACGAACCAGCAGUUCCUCGCUCGGAUUGGAGCUAUUGAGUUCGAGAAGGAGAUCAAAUCUGAAGGUCCUGAGAAAUCACAGCAGCAGCAGGAGCAUCAGCUUACUCUGCUUCCUUGUGUAGAUGGUGUGGCUCGUUUAGUGUUGAUUCUUGGAUUGGCAGAUGAAGUGGCUGUGUCGAGAGCAGCAGAGUCGGUUGCUGAUGCGUGUAUCAACGAGGAGAUGAGGGUUUCGUUCAUGGAAGCUGGAGCUGUGAAGCCUUUGGUUCAGCUCUUAGCUAACAACAACAGAGAGGGGGUUAAGAUACCUGUCAUCCGUGCUUUGAAAAACUUAUCUCUUAGCCGCACUGUUUGCAAGAGGAUUGAAGCUGAAGGUGCUGUACCGUUUUUCAUUAAUCUUCUGAAGCAGCCAGAGAUCUCACUAGGCAUUACAGAACAGAUUCUGGAUGUUCUUGCUCACAUUUUAGAUCCUAGCAAGGAAAUGGAAUCCAAGUUCUAUGAAGGACCUGUGAACGGAUCAAAAGCAGACUCCAGAAAGGAAGCUCUGGACGCUGCUGUUAUCUCUCGCCUCGUCCAAAUUGCUAAAACAGCCUCUCCUAACCUUCUAAGAAAGGCGAUAUCCGUCAUCGAGUUUGGUACGGUCAUUGAUCCAACCAUGGACACGAUCAUCUCCGAGGACAUCACAGCUGUUCUUGACGUUGCUCUCCAUCAGAACGUCCUUGAUGAACCUGAGGAUGAAGCUGAGGAGUUAGAGAAACACUUGCUCAAGCUAGAAGAAGCUGGUCUGACGAUCUCAUCCGCUUCGAGACUACUCACAAAACUCCUCGACUCCGAGUCGUUUCGCAAAACAGUGGACACGACGACGCGCUUCGAGGAACCGCUGAGGAAGAUCCUGAGAUCGAACCUCCCUCUACACUACAAAGACUGGGUCGCCUCUUGUCUCGUCAAACUCACCUCUCUCUCUCCAUCUCUCAGCAAACCGAUCAGCGUUGAGGUGACUCUCUACAAGACGAUCCCGAGCCUGGUGGAACAAAUGAGCUUCUCCUCGAGUCCAGAGGCGAAAGAAGCAGCGGUUUUGGAACUGAACAAGAUAGUCUCGGAGGGAGUUCCGGAGUCGACGCAAGCUCUCGCUUCGCACGGAGGGAUCGAGCCGCUGGUGAAGCUUUUAGAGGAGAGGAACGAGCGGUGUGUGGAGGCGAGUUUGUCAGUGUUGUAUAACUUGAGCAUGGACAGUGAGAACCAUCCGGCUAUUAUGAGAGCAGGAGCUGUGCCUGUGUUGAGACGGAUCGUUAUGUCUCAGAGACCACAGUGGGAGAAAGCUUUGAGGUUACUUAGAGAUUUGCCUGUUUGAGAGUGAGUUGUGUUCUUCUUGAAUCAGAGCGGUCUCUGUGUUACUUAAAAGUCUAUUCAAAUAUGAGAAUAAUUGCCUCAUUA
Raphanus sativus (radish) is the source of this 2679-nucleotide messenger RNA. RefSeq lists its product as uncharacterized. The record is from RefSeq and is a predicted model, not a curated record. Lineage: Eukaryota; Viridiplantae; Streptophyta; Magnoliopsida; Brassicales; Brassicaceae. The coding region runs from base 77 to 2596 and encodes 839 amino acids. The transcript is spliced from 9 exons. Gene Ontology annotation, molecular function: protein binding.